Messenger RNA from Rhincodon typus (whale shark), 1440 nucleotides. RefSeq names its product forkhead box protein E1. Lineage: Eukaryota; Metazoa; Chordata; Chondrichthyes; Orectolobiformes; Rhincodontidae. The record is from RefSeq and is a predicted model, not a curated record. The coding region runs from base 99 to 1199 and encodes 366 amino acids. Gene Ontology annotation, molecular function: RNA polymerase II cis-regulatory region sequence-specific DNA binding; DNA-binding transcription factor activity, RNA polymerase II-specific. Gene Ontology annotation, biological process: cell differentiation; regulation of transcription by RNA polymerase II; anatomical structure morphogenesis. The transcript has a single exon.
CAGCAGCACCUGAAUGCGAGCAACGGGAGGUGCCGGAGGUGUGAGUGUUCUUCAGCCUGUGUCCUGCUGCCGCUGGUGAUGGGCUUGCUGUUGUAGGAAUGACCGCCGAGAAGCAGCAGCCAGCUCCUGGAGCCUCCAGCCUGGUGAACGGUAACCAGCCGGGGGUGAAAGUCGAGAAGGAGUCUCCGCCGGCUUUCCCGGAGAGCUCAGCAAGCUGCCACCCCGGGGAGCUGGCCCGGGGGAGAAGGCGCAAGCGGCCGAUCCAGCGUGGCAAACCCCCGUACAGCUACAUCGCGCUGAUCGCCAUGGCUAUCGCCAGCUCCCUGGACAGAAAGCUGACCCUGGGGGAGAUCUACCGGUUCAUCACCGAGCGUUUCCCUUUCUACCGGGAGAACCCUAAGAAGUGGCAGAACUCCAUCCGGCACAAUCUCACGCUCAAUGACUGCUUCGUGAAAAUCCCCCGUGAACCCGGGCGCCCGGGCAAGGGCAACUAUUGGGCAUUGGACCCAGCCGCCGACGACAUGUUCGAGAGCGGUAGCUUCUUGAGGAGGAGAAAGAGGUUCAAGAGGUCGGAUAUUACAACCUACCCGACGUACAUGCAUGAAACCGGCGUGUUCGCCCCACUGCAAGUAAGCAGGUCUCACACAAGACCCAUGUAUGCCAAUAUGACUAUCAGUCCGAGCUAUCCUCAGCAGCUUCCUGCUAACCCUCCUCUGCACUAUUCAGCAUCGCCCUCGGCGUUCAGCAACAACCCGUGCAGGAUGUUCAGCUUCAGCAAUCACGGCCCACUGGCUCCAGGGACAGAGCUGAGUCAGCAACCCUCUCUCACCUAUCCUUCCGAACUGGCCGCUGCUGCUGCUUACCCUAACUUUGGCAGCCCCGCUUAUCAGACUCAAGCCUGCAACGGGGCACUGUAUUCCAGGCCCUCCAACGCCGUGCCCUGCACCUACACGGCGCCCAAUCCACGUCCCCCCAUGAGCCAGUCGACUUACUGCCUAGCCAGCGGCCAGAUGUACGGCGCCUCUAGCCGCCUGUCCAGCCCUCCCGCCUCCCUGAGUAAUGAGUCAGUGGAAGUCUUUGGAAGAUUGUCUCCUGGCCCGUUCCCACCUCUGCGGCAGUGUAGCAACAACGAACAGGCCAACUGUAUGAGUGCACACAGCAGACACACAGCUUACUGUGGAAAUGUGGAAGGGAUGUGAAAUGUGGAAGGUCCAUCCCACUUAGAACAGAAACUACAAAUCAUUUCUAGUGAGCCCCCGACAUAAACAGUUAAACAUUGACAGCACAUUUGACACCUUAAUUUCGAUCCUUAUGACAAUUGUCUUGCAUUGUACGUUGAUUUAAUGUACACGUCGCUGCGCAACUUAAUACUUGUAAUGUUAAAACUGUGCACAGUCCUUACGUUUUUUUCAUAAAAGUAAACUGUUUAGCAGUAUUGGU